GCAAAAUGAGAGUGACGAGUACACUUCUCCUGAUCUUAGCCUGGACGGGUGUCCCUGUCCUGGCAGGAGGGUUUUCUAUGUCUGCCCCUGAGCUUGCAGACUACUGCUUCUAUGCCAUAUACGAGUCUCUUAGCUCGUACACGUAUGCAGGUGCUACUACAACCAGCUCAAGCUCAACCGAUACGUCGACUUCUGAGAGCUCUUCUAGUUCCAACAGUUCAGCAAGCGGUUCAACCUCGCAUGGCUCCUCCUCCUCAGGUGCCGUCGUCACAACACCACAUGGCUCCUCCUCAAAACGGGCAUUCGCAAAGAGGAUGGCUCGACGUGGUCAUCACGGUAGUUCUUCUACUGGAGGCUGCACGAGCACAGUGGGUGCCAUGUCCUUGUAUGCCAGUGCGAAGGCGUGGUGUAACAAGAAGCAACUGGAAGCCACCAUUCCUUACUGGCAAAGCCUCUGUGAGCAGAAUAGUGCUACUCUGAUUGAUCUGACUGAUAUCGUUGCCAAUGCCACCGAUUCUUACAUCGCAUCUUUGCCAACCAUCGACCCUGAAACCAAUAGUACGACGACAACCGGCACUAUUGAGAGUCCAGUCCUGCUUAGCCACUCGUACUACAAGCGAGCUUAUAAAUCUUAUGUCACCCACGAUUACGCACUGAGCAAAGACAAACGUUAUGGCUGGGGUCUUAUGGGCUAUUGGGGUGGAAUACUGGCUCUUGGCAUGAUCGUCAAGGCCUGGAAAUCCUUCCGAGCCCACCUCAAUGGCCCCGGACGUGGCGAUUCUGAGAAGAGUGGCUUCUAUGCGGCUGGCCGUAACUCUUGCGCACCAGUGGCUGCUGUUACUCACUUCGUCCGGACUCACUUUGUCAUUCCUGCCAGCUUUGCCCCGAGCCUGUCCAAUCAUCAGCAGCUCUUCUGGUUUCACACCAUCCCGAAACGGCUAGAUCUUCUGAUCGUCUUUGGCUGGUGGGCCGUGUGUAUCAUUCUGUCGUGUGUUGACUACCAGAGUUUCCGCGGGAAUAUCCAGACGCCGAGUCUCUACCAACAGAACUGGCAAUACUCUUCUGAUCGUACGGGAAUUCUGUCUUAUGCCUGUCUUCCAUUUCUUUGGCUUUUCGGUGGACGAAACAACAUCUUCCUUUGGGCAACAGACUUCAAUGUCCAGUCUUUCAACAUCUUCCACCGUCAUGUGGCUUGGGCUUGCACUCUUCUGGCUAUUGUUCAUUCAAUCAACUACACUGUGGUUUUUCAGGUCUACGACGGCAGAUAUCACAGUGCACUAAAGCAGAAUUACUUCUACAUGGGUAUUGUGGCUACAGUGGUGAUGUCUGUUAUGCUCUUCCAAUCCGGCACAUGGCUUCGUCAGAAGUUUUACGAGACCUUCUUGAUCAUCCACGUUGUCCUAGCAAUCCUAACCAUAUACAGUCUAUUCCGCCACACCAGCUUUGACGGCACCGUAUACAACGGCUACCUUUGGCCGAUGGUCGCCAUCUGGGGCUUUGACCGCACUGUGCGCUACCUCCGUGUGAUCUACUGCAACUGGAACGUCCGCUUCGGCAAAGGCUUCAUCAACACCACCUCCUCCACUGUAUCCUACAGCCCGGCCAGCGAUCUGAUCCGCAUCGAAAUGACCCCCGCCGCCCACAGCCUCACUCCCGCCCCUGGUCAGCACUACUACCUCUACCAGCCCUUGACACUACGCGGCUGGGAGAACCACCCCUUCACUCUGGGCUGCUACAACACAUCUGGUGCUGAGGCGAAACUCAUCUUCUACAUCCGUCCUUACGACGGCUGGACCCGGCGUCUCCGCGACCAGUGCCAGAAGUCCAGGGGUAAGGACUUGACCAUCGCGCCUCGGUUGCUCUUAGAAGGCCCCUACGGCCACCAAGUCCCGCUGCACACGUUCGAUACUCUUCUUUUGAUUGUCGGAGGCACCGGUAUCGCCGCGGCAGUUCCCUACAUUCUCAACCACGUUUCUCGUCUCGCAGCCGGAGGCAAGACCCGCACCACAAGGAUCCACCUCGUCUGGUCCGGCCGUCAGAGACAGAUGUUCGAUGAAGUCUGCUGCGCGGAUCUAAUCACUGCGCUGGAGUGCGCGGAUAUCCACGCUACGCUGUAUUGUACGGACAAGAGCAGCAUGGGUGCGAUGACGACUAUUGUCGCCGGCGAGAAGUCCAGCGCUGAAGUCCCGCAGAUCGGUGCGGUGGGUGCAGAGGCCAAGGAGGCCGGCCAGUUCGUGCAGGAUUCCUCCAGUCAGGAGUCCGGACCCAUGAAGGUGGAGGAUCUCGGUCUGGAGGUGCGCUACGGGCGCCCGGACAUUACGGCUACGGUCCAGUCGGUCACGGAGGAGGCCCGAGCCAGUGUGUCUCGCUUGGCGGUGUUGACGUGUGGUCCGGCAGUGAUGGCGGAUGAGUGCCGGAUGGCGGUCUAUGGGGUGAUGAAGGGGGGAUUCCGCCAGGUGGAGUACUUCGAGGAGGCUUUCGGAUGGUAG
Aspergillus fijiensis CBS 313.89 is the source of this 2489-nucleotide messenger RNA. RefSeq names its product ferric reductase family protein. Gene Ontology annotation, molecular function: ferric-chelate reductase activity. NCBI's taxonomy places the organism in Eukaryota, Fungi, Ascomycota, Eurotiomycetes, Eurotiales, Aspergillaceae. Bases 6 to 2489 code for a protein of 827 amino acids. The record is from RefSeq and is a predicted model, not a curated record. Gene Ontology annotation, biological process: iron ion transport; intracellular iron ion homeostasis; copper ion import. The transcript has 6 exons. Gene Ontology annotation, cellular component: plasma membrane.